AUGCUGGAACCUAGAAAAAUUGCGCAUAAUGCUGGCAAAUCUACACCUCCAGUCCAGGGGAUCCAAGAUCCGCUGGAUCCUUUUCAGGGUCUCUCUUUUCUGGUGGGGGUGGCUGAGAACAAAAACAGCAAAUACCGAGCCAAGAUGGAAGACGUGCACACAUAUGUGGCCAAUUUUGCUGAAAGACUAGAUUGGGGCUAUUUUGCCAUUUUCGAUGGCCAUGCGGGAAAGCUGACUGCCCGCUGGUGCGGCAAUCAUUUGCAUGGGCUUUUAGAGCAAGAGAUUCUGGAGAAAGAAGCCGGGUCGGAGUCCUCUGACGCAACGCCGUCGGGACUCUACGAUAUGAAGCAGCUCUUGUGCGAUGUCUUUGUCAAGGCGGAUGAAAUCAUAGAUAAAGACGGCUCGGGAUCAUCUGGAAGUACCGCGGCAGUUGCCAUCUUGCGAUGGGAAACUGCGGAUCUGAGCGAAGAUGAUGACGUGCCUCUGGGCAACGUAGAACGCAGGAAAACUGAGUCGGAAUCGCAAUUUGACUUCGUCCCCACGAAAGACCACAGACGGAUGCUUUAUACGUCCAAUGUCGGCGACCUGCGCAUCGUUCUAUGUCGUGGGGGGAAACUGUAUCGGCUAUCCUACGACCAUAAGGCGUCUGAUCCAAAUGAAAUACAGAGGGUGCGAGACGAAGGUGGCUUGAUUGUGAAGAAUAGAGUCAACGGCGUGCUUGCAAUUACACGGUCUUUGGGCGACUCGUAUGUCAAAAAUUUGGUCACCGGGCGGCCCUUCACCACUGUCACAGAAAUCACAAACGAAGACGAGUUCCUAAUAUUGGCAUGCGACGGUGUGUGGGAUGUCAUGUCUGACCAGCAAGCAUGUCGUUUUGUCCAGGACUUUUUCAACUCUCAGAGGAUUGAAAAACAACCGUAUGAUCCAUCAUUGGCGGCCAAAAAACUUUGUGAUCUCGCUAUCGAGAAGGCUACAACAGACAACAUCACAGUCAUGGUAGUGAAACUCGAUGCUAAUGUUUUUGUUUGA
Molecule: messenger RNA, 1029 nt
Organism: Metschnikowia bicuspidata var. bicuspidata NRRL YB-4993
Lineage: Eukaryota; Fungi; Ascomycota; Pichiomycetes; Serinales; Metschnikowiaceae
Gene: PTC1
Product: type 2C protein phosphatase
Exons: 1
Coding region: 1-1029 (342 amino acids)
Biological process (GO): protein dephosphorylation
Molecular function (GO): protein serine/threonine phosphatase activity; cation binding
Source: RefSeq, a predicted model, not a curated record